Molecule: messenger RNA, 2942 nt
Organism: Habropoda laboriosa
Lineage: Eukaryota; Metazoa; Arthropoda; Insecta; Hymenoptera; Apidae
Gene: prage
Product: dentin sialophosphoprotein
Exons: 3
Coding region: 187-2355 (722 amino acids)
Cellular component (GO): nucleus
Molecular function (GO): protein binding; nucleic acid binding; exonuclease activity
Source: RefSeq, a predicted model, not a curated record
GCACUAGCCGCGAUCGUUGCAUGAUAUCUCGUGUUUUUUGGAAUACGCGGCUCGUGUGUGUGUUCCAGCUUCGCGUCUCGUGCCCGUAUUUUAUGACUGGUAUUGACGGACAGAAAUUGAAUCGAGCGCGCGUCGUAAGUGCGGUGAGGUAUAAACAAAGUGUUGUGGCUUGAUCACGCGGUGAAGAUGGAGGAUACAGAAGCGAGAAUCACGCCGGGGAUCAGCAUGUCCGUAUUCGUACUGGUGAGCACGUUGUUUCUCGGCGGUGUGCUCCUCGUGAUCAGUUACAUCGUUAGCCGGUUGUCACGGUCCAACAAAUCUACGGAUUCGACGAAAAAUGCCACAGAAUCGGAAAAAGUGAAGUUCGAAGAUUCGAGGGACUCGACGAGCGGAUCGACUGCGACGACCGGCAGCGGCGCGGGCGGAGGCAAACGAGCCAAGAACAAGAAGAGACGCGAGGCGCAGCAGGAGUUCACGCAUUCCUGGAUGGUGGGUGCGCUGAAGGGUCACACCGCCCCUGUCCUCGACAUGAAUUUCUCGAGCAACGGCAAGUUCCUCGCAAGCUGUGCCGAAGAUUGCGGCCUGCGGCCGGAAGAGGAGGUCCUGGACCCAGGGGAAACCGAUCGGUACGCCGGCUGUAAGGUGAGCCGUGAGACGCCAUCAUCCACUAAGACGACGACCACAUCGGCAACUGGGAGCAAGAGCAAGUCAUCGAUUUCGUCCUCGUCGACCAAUGCUUCCGGUACCACGCCCACGACAUCCACAACAUCCACAACGUCCGCUGCAGGGACAAAGGAGGAUCGAGCGAUCCUGAGCAGAAGACAGCGAAAAAAUCGCACCAGGGCACCACGUGACCAGCGUCGAGAACGUGACGACGAGCACGAGGAUGAACAGCCGACACAGCAGCAGCGACACCGUCGCCACCAUCACUGUAGACAGCAGCACUAUCAGAAUAGUCCAACAAGAAGUUCUGAGUUCACAGGAAUAACUACUUCUGUCGGAAGAAAUUCUGGUUCCAGAAGGAACCACUCUCAGAACGAUUCUCAUCACGAGGAAAGCAAAAACGAUAGUGUGAAUGGUAGUGGCGGAAAUAAUGGUUCGAGGAAGGCUCGUGGUAUCCUAAGCAGUCAAAGAAAGGAACUACACCACUUGAGCGACGCGGCACUCGCGUCGCUGCUCCGUCGGUACACGCUCACUGGGGAGCAACUGACUCACCUUGGUUACCCCGUCGAGUGUAGCUACUUUCCUGGUUACGCGGUCAUCAUCAAUCAUCACCAGCACCCGAUGGGUCAUCGUGCUCGUGGAUACCAUCACUUGGACGCCAAUGCACGUGAAUUUGUUCCUGGUAACAAUAGUAAAUCUUGGACCAUGGUGGAGAGCGAAGGGGAUAGUGGUAACUGCAGUGGAAGUUCUUUGGAGAGUUCAGAUUUAGAACAAGAGAGCGCGUCGGAUAGUGACAAGAGUUCAGACAUCGGUGAAUCUUCGUCCUCUGCUGAUUCCUCAUCGUCAUCAUCUUCUUCCUCGUCUGGAUCUAGUUACCAGGAGAAAUCACGCAGAGACUCCACUCCAGACCCCUAUGAAUUGGUGGUGGUUGAGAGAAGAUGCGCCAGAUGUUUCAAGAACUUCUACAUUAACAGAGAAGACGGAGAAUACCUACAUGAGGAACGCUGUGUGUAUCAUUGGGGUAAAUUGAGAAGUGGUCUGGUAGAUGGUGCUCAUGGCGAUACAUGGGAAUGCUGCAGGGGUCGAGAAAACGCCAGAGGAUGCACCACUGCCAGGAUGCACGUGUGGACGGGUCUUGCACUCGGUUACAAUGGUCCUUUCGAUGGUUAUGUUCGUACCAGACCAGCCAGAACAGUACCUAAGGACGGAAAUUAUGGCGUCUACGCACUUGACUGCGAGAUGUGUUUUACGCGGCGGGGGCUCGAACUGGCGAAGGUCACGGUAGUUGGUAUGGACGGCAAGGUCGUGUACGAUACUCUGGUGAAGCCAGACGCCGAGGUGAUCGAUUACAAUACCAGAUUCUCGGGCAUCAACGCGAAAGAUCUGUCCAGGGCGUCAAAAACGCUGAGGGAUGUGCAGAAGGAUCUGACCAGUUUCGUACACGCGGAGACCAUCCUUAUUGGACACGGGUUGGAAAAUGAUUUAAGGGCGUUGAGGAUAUUACACACUACGGUGAUCGACACGUGCGUCGCGUUCCCACAUUUCCUCGGCUAUCCUUUUCGUAGCAGCCUAAAAACGUUAGCGAGGACAGUGCUGCGAAGAGAGAUACAGGUGACGGAACACGAUUCCGUCGAGGACGCCAGGAUCGCGGUGGAUCUUAUGUUACGAAGACUACAACACGAUCUCUUGUAGAGUAUAUAGGUGAGAGAGUGUAUGUGUGUGUGGACAAGAAGAAAGAAGAACAGGAAGGUACUUGGUAACAAGGAGUCGAAUACAUAAUUAUACAUACACAUAUACAUAUAGUGAACGAACUGUCGGAUUUCUUUUUCGCGGGAAAGAACUGAUCUAUCGUUCGAGCCUGCGAUUAAAUAUGUGCACGCGAUCACGAGGCCUCGACGUGUGCGGAGUUCUCGUUCGAUUAGCGCCUGUGUGUGUGUAAAUUGUAAGUGGGUCACGCUCUUUGUUUUUUUUUUUUUUUUUUUUCUCUCGAGGAACAGCGAAGAAGCGCUAACGAGAAUUAUUAUUGUAGAUCCACGGGCACCCACGAUGAUCGACUCGAUUCCGCGUGCUAUUGCGACUCCUUCCGUCAGUGUUCAGUUCCAAGUGAAGUCUGUGAUACGUUACAUAUACAGAAACAUAAAAAAAAGAGACUAAACUAAACGUUUACAUGUGCGCGAUCCCCAUGUGUGUUUAGCCAGUGCUUGUCACAACACUCGGGGCGCGGUUUUUCACUCGCACAGAUGGAUUUAGAGAUUCCUACAUGCAUACAUUCAUACACA